Messenger RNA from Aspergillus melleus, 1125 nucleotides. RefSeq names its product metallophosphatase domain-containing protein. The transcript has a single exon. The record is from RefSeq and is a predicted model, not a curated record. Gene Ontology annotation, molecular function: hydrolase activity. Bases 1 to 1125 code for a protein of 374 amino acids. NCBI's taxonomy places the organism in Eukaryota, Fungi, Ascomycota, Eurotiomycetes, Eurotiales, Aspergillaceae.
AUGUCCAACCCCUACAAUCGCCGUUCGAUACCCGACUACUUCAUUUCCUCCCCUCUCACGGCCCUCCUUUAUCCUUUCCACCAAUGUCUGCUACGACUCCGCGGACCUCCUCGACUACCUCCUCCCGACGCCCAUCCCAUCCGCGUCGUCUGCAUCUCCGAUACCCACAGCCUUGAAUGGACCGAUGUCCCCGAUGGUGACCUUCUUAUACACGCCGGCGAUCUCACAAAUGACGGCAGCGUCCGCGAGAUUCAAGCCGCCGUCGACUGGCUACGCGCCCUGCCUCACCCUCACAAGGUCGUCGUCUGCGGCAACCACGACAGCUACUUUGACGUGCGCUCCCGUCUCCCCGAGGACCGCGAUGCCUCUUCCUUCUCGGCCGUCUCCUCAUCUACCGCUUCUCUCCGUUCCCUCGAUGAAUUCGACUCCCCGACUCGCAUCGAAUGGGGUGAUGUUCAUUACCUCCAACAUUCCUCCGUCACCCUCUCUUUCCCUCCUCCUUCCUCUUCGACUACCUCUGCCACAUCGUCUCUCGCCACGGCAACGACCACAACUCCCUCUCGGGCCCGCUCCCUAACCCUCUACGGCGCCCCCCAAGUCCCCGCCCUGAUGUCCCUCGGCUCUGAACACGCCUUCACCUACCCCCCGCACUACGACGCCUGGUCCGGCACCGUCCCGCUAGCAACAGACAUCCUAAUCACCCACACCCCGCCGCAAUCCCACCUCGACAUGUCCCCCGUCUACUCGACCGGCUGUCCAUAUCUCCUCGCCGAGGCCUGGCGCGUACGCCCCGCACUGCACGUCUUCGGGCACAUCCACCACUCAUACGGCCGGGAGCCCGUGUUUUGGGACGAAGCCCAGCGCGCCUGGGAGCGGUUGUGUCUCGUGCGGCGGCGUCGGGCACGCUAUUCACGCUUCAGCGCGCUGUUCGGCUUCUUGAGGGACCUGUUUGAUGUGUCCGCGUGGGUUGAUACCGCGCGUGUGCUCGGCUAUGGUGUUUUAGGCGUCGUGUGGGCGAAGGUCUGGGGUGGUGAGGAGAUGGGGUGCGGGUGGUUGGUUAAUGCAGCCUGCAUGUAUGGUAAUUCGGGGAGGCUGGGGAAUAGGCCACAGGUGGUGGAGCUGUGA